This is a messenger RNA of Spathaspora passalidarum NRRL Y-27907, 906 nucleotides long. Its product is annotated as endonuclease/exonuclease/phosphatase family protein. Bases 1 to 906 code for a protein of 301 amino acids. The transcript has a single exon. Lineage: Eukaryota; Fungi; Ascomycota; Pichiomycetes; Serinales; Debaryomycetaceae. Gene Ontology annotation, molecular function: 3'-5'-RNA exonuclease activity. The record is from RefSeq and is a predicted model, not a curated record.
AUGAACUCACUCUCUAUUAGUUUUUGGCCACUCUACUCUUUGCUAUCAUUAGUAGCUACUGCCAUUUCGGUCCCUGACACCGAAGUCAGCACUCUGGCGAUUUUUCAGGUGUAUACUAACAACAUUCGGUAUGAUGCUAAAGAUUUAAUGUCUAUGGAACUUCCCUGGGCUGAAAGAAAAGUUGGUGUUGUAGGUACCAUGCUUGCUGUUUCUGCUAAUAUGUCAACUGUCUUUGCUCUUCAGGAGGUGACGUAUAAUCAGCUCUUGGAUAUAAAAACCGAAAUGAAUUGGAACUCACAAUCAUGGGCCCAUAUUGGCGAAGGUCGCGAUGGUGGUGUUGCUGGAGAGUACAACCCAAUCUUGUACAAUGUCAACGAGUGGGACUUGUUAUCCAACUACACCAGAUGGCUUAGCGAAACGCCUGGUACCCCCUCGGCAUACAAGGGCAAAUGCUUCAAUCGGAUAGUCUCCAUUGGGAUUUUCAGACACAAGCUGACGGGAUCUAUAGUUAAUGUUCUCAAUACUCACUUUUGCCACAAGUAUGAAGACUCACGACAAUUUCAAGCCUAUGAGAUUUUAAAGCAUGUGGAUGCCAUUGGUCUUGGGAAUCCCACUAUUGUUGCUGGCGAUCUCAACAGCGAAAGAACCAGCGUUGCUUAUCUGAUAUUGUCUGAUGUGGUAAAGGAGCAUGGGGACCCUUUGGAACUACCCACUGUUUCCGGAUUUCAAUCAGGCGGGAAAGGUAGUACAAUCGAUUAUGUCUUUUCUAAAGGCAAUCUUGUGUCACUUCUGCAUGCAGUUUUGGAUAAUAUGUUGUAUGAUCAGUAUCGGUUCAGCGAUCACCGGCCAGUACUUGAAGUAUUUGAAUUAGCCCCCACCCUCGUGGCCAGAGCUUGUGCAGCAUGA